Messenger RNA from Diabrotica balteata, 422 nucleotides. NCBI's taxonomy places the organism in Eukaryota, Metazoa, Arthropoda, Insecta, Coleoptera, Chrysomelidae. The record is from the annotation of a GenBank genome assembly.
AUAAAGCUAAACUGACGAUGCACAUUAUUGUAAAAUACAAUUCUCAAACAUGAAGACUACAUUGGUUUUGACUCUCUUGUUCUUUUUAGGUCUGACCGUAUUCGCCAGAAGAACCACUGAACCUGAGCCUACCGAUGAUCCUGAGCCUGAAUUUGAUUGCGACAAUUGUAUAUUAUUUACAACUGUUAUCAAGGAUUUAGUCGAAGACGGAGAAACCUUGGAGGAAGUUGAGAGAGACGCAGACAGAUUAUGCGGUGUUUUACCAGGUAACUUGAGAGAAUAUUGUGAAGAUAAUUUGCUCCCAAAAGUUGAUAGAAUCUAUGACCAGCUACAAGAAAAUACUCCCCAGGAAGUAUGCGAAAAUUUGGACUUAUGCUAGAGAAUUAUUAAGGAUUUUUUAAAGAUAUGUAAAUUUGAAAACG